UAAUAAAACGGUCUCCACCCGUCUCUGACAGAAUAAAAGACAGGGAUUGUGCAUUUCUACCUACUCGGGUUUGGAUUGAGUAGCUUUAUUUGAUUUUGAAGACUUUAUGAAAACACAAAAGGCGUGUUUUGGGGUGACUUAUUAUUUUAUGGAUAACUGAAUUGUUUUCGCUUAUAUGCCUUGGGUCGAAAUGGAUAAUCUGAAGCAUUUAGGCCCUCCGCUGGUUUUAAAAAUCUCCAUUUUCCUUUUCUGCCUUGUUGCUGCGGUCAUCGGGCAAAUUCGUUAUUCUAUACCAGAGGAAAUGCGGAAAGGACUGUUUGUUGGAGACGUUGCAAAAGACCUAGGCCUGGAUAUUAAAAGGUUAGUGUCCGGUCGGGCUCGGCUUGUUACAGAUGAUAAGCACCAAUAUGUUGCGUUAAACCAGAACAAAGGACAAAUCGUCGUGAAUGAAAGGAUUGACAGAGAAACGCUGUGCGCCCAAAAAUCCCCAUGCAGUUUCACUCUAGAAAUUGUUCUCGAAGAUCCACUCGAGUUGUUUUCUAUUACUAUUGAAAUACAAGAUGUGAAUGAUAAUGCUCCUGUUUUUCCAGAAAAUGAAAUUAAUUUAGAAAUUAGUGAAUCGACGCCUAUUGGCACGGUUUUUCUACUUAAUAGUGCCGCUGAUCCUGACGUGGGGAUAAACUCACUCCAGAGAUAUUCUUUAAAGGAGAACAAAUAUUUUGUUCUUAAACAACAUACUAGAUCUGAUGGCAGUAAAUACCCUGAAAUGAUGCUUCAAAGUAAUUUGGACCGCGAGAAACAAAGCGAACAUACGCUGAUAUUAACCGCAGUUGAUGGUGGGGAGCCGCAGAAAUCAGGAACUGUAAAGAUUAAUAUUUCUGUUUUAGAUGCAAACGAUAACCCACCAAUUUUCACGCAAUCGUCAUAUACAGCCUCCGUUUUGGAAAAUGUUUUAACCGGUGCAGUUAUAACGAAGGUCAGUGCGGAAGAUGCGGAUCAAGGAUACAAUGGCAACGUCACAUAUUCUUUCACCCACCAACAGGAUGAAUCCGUGUGUCCUUUUGAGAUUAAUCCAAACAGUGGAGAAAUUAAGCUAACUGGUGAGCUCGAUUACGAGAUUUAUUCAAGUUAUGAAAUAAAUCUACAAGCUAAAGAUCCAUGGGGGCUAGCGGGUGCCAGCAAAUUAUUGAUUGAGAUAGCAGAUGUAAACGACAACAGCCCCAUAAUCACAAUGGCUUCAUACUCAGGGAAGAUUUCUGAAGAUUCUCCCCCUGGUACAGUGGUGGCUUUGAUUAGUGUCCAAGAUAAAGAUUCAGGAAGAAAUGGUCAGGUGCAUUUAACAUUAGAAAACAAUUUACCAUUUAAGAUCAAAUCUUCUCUAAGGAAUUAUUAUACAUUGGUGACAGAACAAAUCCUCGACCGAGAAACGCAGUCGAAAUACAACAUCACUCUCACUGCUACUGAUGAAGGCUUCCCUGUCUUAUCAAGCAGAAAGGUUUUAGGUCUAGAAGUCACAGAUGUUAAUGACAACUCUCCAGCAUUUAUCAAGGGUAUUUAUAACACUCAGGUUCUGGAAAACAACCUUCCUGGUGUUUCUCUGUUGCGGAUCCAUGCAACAGACCCGGACCUUGGUCAGAAUGCUCGCAUAUCGUACUAUCUUAUUGACAGUAAAAUUAAUGGAAAUCCAGUUUCAACAUAUUUUUCAGUUAAUACAGAAAACGGAGACAUUCAGUCAUUGCGUUCAUUUGACUAUGAACAACUCAAAGAGUAUAAAAUACGCAUACAAGCACAGGAUGGAGGCUCUCCUCCACUCCGCAGUAAUACAACAGUUAUUAUACGCGUCCUGGAUCAGAACGAUAACCCACCUCAGGUUCUGUACCCAGUCCAGACUGGUGGCUCCGUGGUGGCUGAAAUGGUGCCUCGUUCAGCAGAUGUGGGCUACCUGGUGACUAAAGUGGUGGCUGUUGAUGUGGACUCUGGACAGAACGCCUGGCUCUCCUAUAAACUGCAGAAAGCCACAGACAGGGCGCUGUUUGAAGUGGGCUUACAGAAUGGAGAAAUAAGAACUAUCCGUCAGGUGACUGAUAAAGAUGCUGUGAAACAGAGACUGACUGUUAUAGUGGAGGACAACGGGCAGCCCUCUCGUUCAGCUACAGUCAUUGUUAACGUGGCGGUGGCGGACAGCUUUCCUGAAGUGCUGUCAGAGUUCACUGACUUUCCACACGAUAAGGAGUACAAUGACAACCUGACUUUUUACUUAGUGUUGGCUCUGGCUGUGGUCUCCUUCCUCUUCAUCACGUGUUUAGUGGUUAUUAUAUCAGUGAAGAUCUACAGAUGGAGACAGUCCCGCAUCCUGUAUCACUCCAGCCUCCCUGUGAUUCCAUAUUAUCCUCCACGUUACUCAGACACUUUGGGAACAGGGACUCUGCCACAUGUGUACAACUACGAGGUGUGCAGGACGACUGACUCCAGAAAGAGUGACAAUAAGUUCGGAGGAGCUGGUAGUCAGAACGUGUUGAUAAUGGAUCCCAGUUCUACAGGGACGAUGCAGCGAAUACAGAGUGAGAAGAGCAUCCUGGAUGAACCUGACUCCCCUCUAGAGGGUCUACCCCGCCUCUCGUCCAUUGACUGCUGGAGAUAGGCACCAGCUCCCCCGCAACCCACUAUGGAAUAAGCGGUAGAAAAUGACUGACUGACAAUUAAUUGCAGCAGCCUAGUUUAUCUUGCUACAAAAGUUUUUAACUUUUACACAUUGAGCAACAUGGAUCUUACAUAUGAUAAGUUUUUGAAAAUAACAAUCUUUAAGCAAUUUUCUUUAAUCGGGCCAAUAUAAGAUUCUAGUCUUAAAUGUUGUGUUUUCAUUAGCUGUAAGCAGACCUUCAUCUUGAAAACAUCAGUAUGUGUGUAAAUAAUUUAAAUAAUGUGUUGCUCUUAGUAAAUUGAGUUACCUAAAUAAAUUAUAUUUUUUUAUAAUAUUCUCAUUUAUCGAAUAUGACUGAUCCACUUUGGAGAAUCGUUUGAAUUGCUUUGAUUCAAGGAUUCUGUGUGAUAUGAAAAUAAAAAAAGUCAAUAACCGAUGUAUUCAUUAUUUAAAUAUACGUGCUCACUGUUUUUUUCUAUUAAUGUCUUGCAAUGAGCUCAUAGAGUGACAGUUGCCUGUACGGCUGCUUCUCUGUCCGUGGUCCUGAACUGUUUCAGCACUUAAAAGUUAGCUUGCUGUUUUAUUUGAGUCACUAAACGUACCUAUCUGUAUACUUUUGCUUACUAUUAUGUCUACACACGUAUAUGUAAUAUUCCAGUCUCCAAAUCUUCAUAGUU
Messenger RNA from Girardinichthys multiradiatus, 3318 nucleotides. Its product is annotated as protocadherin gamma-A11-like. Gene Ontology annotation, cellular component: plasma membrane. Gene Ontology annotation, molecular function: calcium ion binding. Lineage: Eukaryota; Metazoa; Chordata; Actinopteri; Cyprinodontiformes; Goodeidae. The transcript has 2 exons. The coding region runs from base 176 to 2641 and encodes 821 amino acids. Gene Ontology annotation, biological process: homophilic cell-cell adhesion. The record is from RefSeq and is a predicted model, not a curated record.